Molecule: messenger RNA, 2169 nt
Organism: Pseudovirgaria hyperparasitica
Lineage: Eukaryota; Fungi; Ascomycota; Dothideomycetes; Acrospermales; Acrospermaceae
Product: putative amino acid permease
Exons: 5
Coding region: 274-1872 (532 amino acids)
Biological process (GO): amino acid transport; transmembrane transport
Cellular component (GO): membrane
Molecular function (GO): transmembrane transporter activity
Source: RefSeq, a predicted model, not a curated record
AAUCGACCAACCUGCCUUUUGGUGUUUGAUCUCUACUCUUAGCUACAGAAGCCGUGCAUUAGAAGAUAGCAGCCAGAACACUAGCUAAGAGCCCAUGGAUCGCCGGACUCCUCCAUCUCUCACGUUGUGCGUCUAGGAAUAUGUCUUCUGGCCUGCUUCUAUCCUUCUUCUAUACUUCUCCUUCCCCUCUCCACUUGGCUUUGCUGCAUCAUCUUUGCUCUUUCCACUCUUCCUUCUCCUUCUCCCUCUUUUCUUCAGUAUCGGUCGUAUAGAAUGACCGACAGCAAGAUGGACAGCAUCGUCCAUGAUGCGGGAAGGUCGAGUAACAUCUCCGAUGGCGAUGGCAACCUUGAGGCCGGUGCUCAUAAGGAAUACCAUCUACGCUUCUCGAACAAUAACCUAUCCAAUCGGAGCAGAAACAUGCUUGAGCGAUAUAUCAACUUACCACCAGCAAUUGCCUUCAGUAUCACCAUCAUGUCAACAUGGCCUUCGCUGAGUUUAUCUCUGCAAGCUGGUCUAUACAAUGGUGGUCCGACAGCUCUAGUCUGGGGUAUGCUUCUUGCAGGCUUCGGUUCCACAGCUAUUGCCGCUGUACUCGGAGAAAUGGCGUCCAUUACGCCACAGGUCGGUGCGCAGUAUCGCUGGACCGGCAUAUAUGCUCCGAAAUUUCUGAAUCCUCAUUUCUGGAGUUUGAUCCAGGGUUGGUUGACCCUCUUUGCAUGGAUCACACUUUGUGCUGUCUGGCCGUUCUUGACGGCACUCCUGCUGCAGGGCGUGGUGAUCCUUAAUUACCCAGACUAUGUGCCUGAAAGGUGGCAUGCCACUCUGAUAAUGUGGGCUCUGCUCGCGAUUCCUGUAUUUGCAAAUAUAUUUGCUCGUCGACUCUUGGUUCUUCUUGAGAUCAUUGGUGGUGUCCUACACAUCGUCUUCUUUUUCUGCAUCAUUAUCACGCUUCUUGUCCUCUCACCCCGCAGCACUAGCUCGUUCGUGUUCACUACAUCAUUCUAUGGACAGUCUGGGUGGGAUAGUGAAUUCGUACAAUGGUGUUUGGGCCUAUUGACGACCACGGGUAUCCUUUGCGGUUUUGACGGCUCACUCCAUCUGAGUGACGAAGUCAAAGACGCCCCAAGGAAAGUUCCAGUAGCCAUGAUUACCAGCAUGGUUGUGAACAGCAUCAUCGGAUUCAUCUACCUGAUCAUCAUCCUCUACUGCAUUGGCGACGUCUCACGUGUGCUCAACACCACCACCGACUUCGCAAUCAUCGAAAUCUUCUACCAGACGACAGGUUCAGUCGCAUGGGCUACGGUUCUCAGCUGUAUGGUCGUCAUCCCCUCCCUAAUCUGCCAAUUCGGCGUCUUUGCCUCCGUUUCGCGGCUCGUCUGGGCCUUUGCCAUGGACAACGGCCUCCCCUUCUCCGCAUACUUCUCCCACGUAAACACGCGCCUCAAGAUCCCCCUACGCGCUCUCCUCCUGGUCACCGUCAUAUGCUGCCUAAUCUGCCUCAUCAAUAUCGGCUCCACAACCGCCUUCUACGCCGUCCUUUCACUCGGCGCCCUCGCCCUUUACGGCUCCUACCUCCUCCCGGUCCUCUUCUUUCUCUACCGGAAACUCGUCGGCCCAAGCGUUCAAUACGGGCCCUUCAACAUGGGCGGCCUAUCUACCCCUAUCACCAUCUAUGCCGCGGUGUGGCUCGUUUUUGUCCUUUUCUGGACCCCUUGGCCGCAGUUCUUGCCCGUUACCACAGAUACGAUGAACUGGUCUAGCCCGAUUUUCGUAGGUGUGGUUGUGCUUGCGAUUGCGGACUGGUGUAUUGGAGGUCGGAAGAGGUUUCGCGUCCCUACAACUGUGGAAGACUCGCCGUAUGUGGAGUAAGCAGAUGAUGUGUUGGCAUAUAUGUGAAUAUCUAUACACAUAUAUAGGAGUUUACACGCUGCCCAAUCAUGAUAUCUUGGGAUAGCGCGAUAUGCGUUACGUUGUUAUGAUGUACAUUUGUGACUUUUGCGCGGUAGUAAUUAGUCGUUAUACCCGUGUGUGGAUGCGUACAUUGCGCUAAUUAUGAUUUAUAUAUGCCUUUAAAUCAUGAAAAAUCAUGUAAAGUUGACUGUUGACUGUGGUUAUGUUCUGCGUUGUUGUACUGUACAAUUUCAGUUUUGCGGCUUGGUAUGGGUG